Ilex paraguariensis (yerba mate) is the source of this 2670-nucleotide messenger RNA. The record is from the annotation of a GenBank genome assembly. Lineage: Eukaryota; Viridiplantae; Streptophyta; Magnoliopsida; Aquifoliales; Aquifoliaceae.
AUGUCUACUGUGUUGAAGGAAUCCAAGAAUCAAAAAUUUGUUGCUUUAAUUGACGAGCUUAUAUCCAAAGUUGGGUUUGAUAGAGUUGUUGCUGGGUUUGUUUCAUACAUUCUCCCGUCUUCAAAUAAGGAGCCAACUAACGAAUUGACAACCUCUCGAUCUCAUUAUUCUCGUGCCUGGCUUGCUGCUGAAAUGUUGUGCACGUGGAAAUGGCAUGGUGGGAGUGCUAUUAGUUCUUUCGUACCUGUACUGAGGGCAUACGCAACAAGUGAAAAGUACUGUCCAGAGGACGGCUUGUUAGAUUCUAUUGCCACCAUUUUGCUUGACGGUGCUCUUGUCCAAGAGCCAAUUGGUGAAUCCAAUCUAUAUCCUAUUUCAUGUGAUGAAGUGGAGAAUAUUGAAGAACCCUUUUUGAGAGCUCUUGUAUUGUUGUUGUCUUCUCUCUUUAGAGAUAAUGUAUGGGGAAAGGACAAAGCUACUUUCUUAUUUAAACUGCUUCUAAAUAAACUUUUUGUUGGUGAGGCCAUGAACUUGAAUUGUUUGAGGAUUCUUCCCCCAAUUAUGGGUGUUCUUAUUAUACCACUGAGCAUUGGAUCCAGUAAAGAUGUUCAACCUGAUUCUUUUGGGGAAAAAGAGUUGCAUGAUACAAUUACGGACUGGCUCCGGAGAAUUCUGUCAUUCCCACAUUUAAAUGCAUGGCAAACAGGAAAAGAUAUGGAAGAUUGGUUCCUGUUGGUUAUUUCCUGUUAUCCCAUAAGUGCAACGGGUGUCAUGAAAGAGUUGAACCAGGAGAGAUAUAUCAGCUCUGCGGAGAAAGCACUUCUGCUUGAAUUAUUUCGGAAGCAGAGGCAUAACGCUGGUUCAUUAGCUGCAGUUAAUAAGCUGCCUGUUGUACAGAUUUUGUUAUCAAAGUUAAUUUUAGUUGCAGUCGCAUAUUGCUGGAAGGAAUUUGUUGAAGAUGAUUGGGAGUUUGUUCUAUAUUAUCUGAGACGGUGGACUGAAGCUGCAGUUGUAACCAUGGAGGAAGUUGCUGAAAAUGUGAAUGAUGCUAUCAUAAACAGCUCCACCUCUAGUGAUUUGGAAGUUAUUCUAAAGAAGCUUGAGCAUGCUGUGCUGGUUUCAAACCCUUCUCCAAUGAAACUUGCAAGAAAUGCUCUGAUUACAUUUUCGGCAUUUCGCGGACUUGUUGGACAGAAUAGCAAAGGAGAUGCAGAGAAUUCGAAUCCCUGGAGGACUGAGAGAUGGGAGCUCAUCAAAGAUCGAAUUCUAGAGGGCAUUCUUCGUCUAUUCUUUUCCACUGGUGCUGCUGAGGCAAUGGCAAGUUCCUGCAGCCACGAGGCUUCAUCUAUUAUAGCAUCCUCCCGACUUGAUCAACUUCACUUCUGGGAUUUAGUUGCUUCCAGUGUUGUGGAGUCCUCUUCAAAUGCUAGAGAUAAGGCUGUAAAAUCAGUUGAAAUUUGGGGACUAAGCAAAGGGCCAAUUAGCUCUUUGUAUGCCAUCCUCUUUUCCUCCAAACCAGUUCCUUCUUUGCAGUUUGCUGCUUAUGUCAUUCUGUCAACAGCACCUGUAUCACACUUGGCAUUUGUAAGAGAGAGCACAUGUUUCGUGGAUGGGCAUACCGAUGGUAACCAGGAUUCUUGUCGUAUUGACUUUUCUUUAGAAGAAAAUGUUCAUCUGAGGGAGGAAAUUUAUUUGAUGCUUGAAAAAUUACCUUAUGAGAUUCUUGAAAUGGAUUUGGUGGCACCUGAACGGGUGAAUGUGUUCCUUGCUUGGGCUUUGUUUCUGUCACAUCUACUAUCCUUGCCAUCGUCAUCACCUGCAAGUGAGAGAUUGAUUCAAUGCAUACAAGAUUCUGCUAAUUCAACAGUAUUGGAUUGCCUUUUCCAGCAUAUUCCAGUGGAACUGUUCAUGGUUCCCAGCUUAAGGAAGAAAGAAUUGGAACCUCCCCCUGGGGUAUCAGAAGCUGCAACUGCGGCAACAUGUGCCAUCACAACCAGUUCAGUGCUCUUUUAUGUAGAAUCUCUGUGGCCUGUUGGACCAGAGAAAAUGGCCUCACUUGCUGGUGCAAUAUAUGGUCUGAUGCUGCGCAUUCUCCCUGCUUAUGUUCGAGGAUGGUUUACUGAUAUACGUGAUCGUUCAAUAUCAUCUGCAAUCGAGUCUUUCACAAAAGCAUGGUGUAGCCCACCUUUAAUCACAAAUGAACUGUCACAGAUCAAGAAAGCCAGUUUUGCUGAUGAAAACUUUUCAGUUAGUGUAAGCAAAGCAGCCAAUGAGGUUAUUGCGACCUAUACAAAGGACGAGACAGGAAUGGAUUUAGUAAUUCGUCUUCCUGCAUCUUACCCACUACGACCUGUGGAGGUAGAUUGUACAAGGACCCUAGGCAUUAGUGAAUUGAAGCAGAGGAAAUGGUUAAUGUCAAUGAUGUCAUUUGUUCGCAAUCAGAAUGGAGCCCUAGCUGAAGCAAUACGUACAUGGAAGAGCAAUUUUGACAAGGAAUUUGAAGGUGUUGAGGAGUGCCCAAUCUGUUAUAGUUUUAUCCACACUGCAAACCAUAGCCUUCCCCGGCUUGCUUGCAAGACCUGCAAGCACAAGUUCCAUUCAGCCUGCCUAUAUAAGUGGUUCUCCACUUCUCACAAGUCAACUUGCCCCUUGUGCCAGUCUCCAUUUUGA